CUCCAACUCUGAGGAGAACGACUGCCGGUCUUCGAACCCUAGUAUGAGGAAGCCCUACAGAUUUCUUAAGCACUAGCUUUUGUUUUUCUUUUUUUUUUUUCCCUCAAACCAGCAAGAUGGUGGUGGUGAAUCUUUUACCACUUUAGCUUCCCCUACUUUUCAACAUUAUCUACCACCUUUCCUAUUCACCCCUCCCAAUAAUUUCCCCCGCCACUGUUUCACUGCUGAGGAAGUAAUCAUAGAAAGCAACUCUUUUUACCUUCUCUCUCUCUCUCCCUCUCUAUCUCACCCUCGCGUGUGCGCGCACACACAGUUUCCCCCUGCUUUCCGUCACCUGGUUUCUCUCUCUCUCUCUCUCUCUCUCUAAAGACUGGAAAAACAUGUAAAAGGGGAAAAGGAAAAGAAGAGAAAACACCAACAAAACCCGCUCAUGAUUUCUUGGGGUUGUUUCAGCUAUUUCUUGUCAGGGAAAUGAAUGGUUGUAAACCGGGACUCAGUCUGAUGCUGCUGUUUGCUACAGUUACUGUAUGUUAAAAAACCACCCUUUUCUCUUCAUUAUUACAUCUCCUUUUUAUAUAUGAGUCUUCUUCAGGAAUGGUUGCGCUUGCUGUAUGAGUUUGUGUGAAGAGGCAAGAGAAAGCAAUAGGACCAUCCUAUUGAUCGUGUUCUGAGUCGCAAGGACGUGCCCAUUUCUGGAACUGGGAUUUUGAAAGGAAAAGGGUCCCCAUUGUUUCUAUCCUUUGGUUCUGGAGAAAAGGAGGUAUGGAGAAGGAAGGGGUUGUCAUGAAUUGGGAGGUGAAGCAUCAUCCUUCCUGGGAUAUUGAAAACCUGGUAUUUCUCUCAGGCAGGGGCGAGAGUCACCUGGAUAGUGAGUCCAUGAGGGGUCAGGUCUCUGUUGCGGAUAUGAAGCCGCAGAUCAAAGGGAAUUGCUUGGUUGACUUGAAGCUUGGGAGAUUUGGUGAUGGGUUCAGUGAUCUAAAGGCCCGUACAGCAGCUGCUUCAGCGGCUGUCUCCCCUGGCUCUUCAAGGAGGAGCAGGUCAUCCAGCGGCAACCAGGUGGCCACUUGCAUGGUUGAUGAUUGCAGUGCUGAUCUCAGUGGUUGCAAGGACUACCAUAAGAGGCACAGGGUCUGUGAGGCUCAUGCUAAAGCUGUUAAAGUCACAGUUGAGGGCGUCGAGAAGAGAUUUUGUCAGCAGUGUAGCAAAUUUCAUGUGCUGUCAGAGUUUGAUGAGGUAAAGCGAAGUUGUAGGAAGCGUCUAGAUGGACAUAAUAAGCGGCGUAGGAAGUCUCAGCCAGAUACAGCAUUAGGGAACUCUGUCUCAAGCAUAAAAGGUACAGGGUUCCAGUCAUAUAUGAAUCAGCAGGGCUUCCCAAAUGUCAUUCACGAGAAUAGUUGGACUGCUGGAUUUGUAAAAUCAGAGGAUGAAAAUGUCUACAACCGACAGUCACAGAUGCUGCCUAUGGGUAGGCAGCAACCAUUUCUUGGGGCAUCAUCUAGCUACUUCAAGGGAAGUAAACAGUACCCCUUUGUACAAAGUGGUGAUCUCAAAUUUGGAACCAAACCAAUCGAAACCUCUGUUUGCCAACCACUUGUUACCGCGACAACGACACCUGGAAGCAGCAGCAGUAUCUUUUCGGAUAGUUUAAUCAGAGUGAUAGACUCAGAUUGUGCUCUCUCUCUUCUGUCAUCAUCGACACAGUCGUCUGCAUUAGGCCUGAACAACAUUGACAUUCCCAUGGCUCUUCCUCUUGUCCAGGGUCUGCAAUUUAAUGGUGUUGACCGGUUUCCCUCGGACAAAGUUUUAGCAGUUACCUGCUGCUCUUCAGAUGGAGUUUCAUCUAGUGGUUUCUCUUGUACUGGAAUAGGAGAUGAUCAUGUAGGACCGGUUUUAGUUUCCAAUGUUGGUCAUACUGAAUUCCAUUCCCAGGGAACAUUGCAACAUGCUAAUGAUGUAGGAAAUUCUGGAAAUGGGAUUCCUCAAUCCCUCCAUUUCUCUUGGCAAUAGGCUGGAGUUCAAGUUUAAUAAACAGCCAUUUUGCUUCCCAUUGGACUUCUUUCUUCUUCCUGGGUUGUAUUACAUUUCUGAUUCUGUUAUCAAAUUCUUUAUUUUCUUGAUGCA
Messenger RNA from Nymphaea colorata (pocket water lily), 2121 nucleotides. RefSeq names its product squamosa promoter-binding-like protein 16. The coding region runs from base 763 to 2007 and encodes 414 amino acids. Lineage: Eukaryota; Viridiplantae; Streptophyta; Magnoliopsida; Nymphaeales; Nymphaeaceae. Gene Ontology annotation, cellular component: nucleus. The record is from RefSeq and is a predicted model, not a curated record. Gene Ontology annotation, molecular function: DNA binding. The transcript has 4 exons.